Messenger RNA from Huiozyma naganishii CBS 8797, 825 nucleotides. RefSeq names its product SUMO ligase MMS21 (gene MMS21). Gene Ontology annotation, cellular component: Smc5-Smc6 complex; nucleus. Bases 1 to 825 code for a protein of 274 amino acids. Gene Ontology annotation, molecular function: SUMO ligase activity; zinc ion binding. The transcript has a single exon. Gene Ontology annotation, biological process: protein sumoylation; double-strand break repair via homologous recombination. The record is from RefSeq and is a predicted model, not a curated record. Lineage: Eukaryota; Fungi; Ascomycota; Saccharomycetes; Saccharomycetales; Saccharomycetaceae.
AUGCCCAGGACAAGAGCGGACAACAAUACUACAGAGUGCCUGCCGUUGCAUCCACAGGCGCUCAGAUACUUCCACGACAUAGAGGUCAAAGAUAUCUCGACGAGCGUGACCUCUGUCGAGAAGGAGUUCCAGGAGACGUUGGACCAAAUAAUCGAUUCCAGUAAUAGGAGUGUCGAUAUCGACAAACUGGUAGCGGACCUCGGAGACAGCUACCGCGAAUUCACGAAACAGAAGGAGAAGUCUGAGACUCUAUCGCAAAAACUGACUGAUUUGAAGAGGGAAUACAAGGAGGAGUCCGCCAAGUGCGAAAAGGUGACCUUCGACACUUGGAAAAAGUACCAGAGCGGGGAGUUGACCGCACCAAACCUACUGGAACUCUAUCACGAGAGGUUCGCCAAGGGGGAGGAGGACCCCGUUGCUACAACCACCAAGAAGAAGUCCAACUUCAAUGUAAUGUUGAAGCUCUUACCUCAUUUGUGGAAGGACCCCACGGCAAUAAUACCGGAUGACAUUGACACAGCAGAUACAGACGAUUUACAGAUCAACGGUGGUAACAUCGAGCUGAUCUGUCCGAUCACAGUCAGGGAGUUCGAGCAUCCGAUGAUAUCGAAGCAGUGCGGUCACGUCUUCGACAAAGUCGGACUGACAAGCUAUUUUGGGGGACGCAACGAAUCGAAGAACUGCCCGCAGGGGGCGUGCAGCAAGAUGCUCAUGCUGAAAGAUUUUGAACCGGAUCCCAUAAUGGCCUUCCGUUGCAAGAUAGCCCGAGUGUUGAGGGAAAGGAAAGAUACAGAGCCCGCGGGAGAUGAACUGGACGUUCUGUGA